Messenger RNA from Prorocentrum cordatum, 300 nucleotides. The record is from the annotation of a GenBank genome assembly. NCBI's taxonomy places the organism in Eukaryota, Dinophyceae, Prorocentrales, Prorocentraceae.
AACUGGCACCUGGGGGCGCUCGGAGCCGGCAGUCUGUUCAUCGCCUGGCUGGUGCGCGGCUGGUGGUUCUGGAUCAUUUGCAUCGAGGUCGUCCUCGCGGUGGUUUUACUGCUGGCGCUCACGGUGGCAGUUGGCAUCGUGAAGCUGUGGAUCGACAGCGUCCACGCUCAGGUCGGCGAGAGGCUGAAGACGUGGCGCCUCGACAUGCGCAAGGAGAGGGAGCGCCUGAAGGAGAGGGUCCAAAACCUGGAGGAGGAGUGCGCCAGGCCGAAGCAGAAGGCCGGGGCAGCAGGACGCUAA